GCUAGGCAUUCGAACGUUCGAGGUGUGACAAUGACGCGGAUUUGCAACGAGGGAUUGAUGGAAUUGCACGACAUGUCCAGCCGGAGAUGCGUUCAAUGUGGCCGAAGCACCGCGAUGUGGACGGGAGUUGUUUUCUGGAAUAUCUUCUUUUGUCUUUUGUUCACCUGUGUCAAAGGUUUGGUCCACACAUGCGGAGGCACUUUAAAGGGGAAGAACGGCACAAUCGAAAGCCCCGGCUUUCCGUACGGUUAUCCCAACGGAGCCAACUGUACCUGGGUGAUUGUUGCGGGAGACGGCAACAGGAUUCAUAUCCUUUUUCAAUCUUUUGCCGUGGAAGAAGAAUAUGACUUUUUAUCUUUGUACGAUGGCCAAGCGCACCCAGCAAACUUCAGAACAAGGUUAACAGGAUUUAGCAUUCCUCCUCCUGUUACCAGUUCUGGCACCAUUUUUUCUCUGAGGCUCACCAGUGACUUUGCAGUAAGUGCUCAUGGAUUUAAAGCAUUCUACGAAGAACUGGGGAGCAGCUCAUGUGGCAACCCGGGCAUUCCGCCCAAAGGCCUACUGAACGGAACCCAGUUCGGUCUAGGCGCCAAGAUGGGUUACAGGUGCAUAUCCGGCUACGUCCUGGAUGGCCAUUCCUUGCUCACUUGUGUUACCAAUGCAGCCGGCGUGUCAGUGUGGGACUUCCCCGUGCCAAUCUGCAGAGCGGAGGACACGUGCGGUGGAACGCUGAGGGGUUCCAGUGGCUUCAUAUCCAGCUUUGAUUCCCCCAGCGGACUGGGCAGCAACGGAGAGUGUAAAUGGACCGUCCUAGCUGAGCCAGGGGAUACAAUCUCAUUGGUGUUUACGGAAUUCCAAAUGGAAGAAAAGUCCGAUUAUCUCGAAGUGGAGGGAUCCCAAUCGCCAACAAUCUGGCUGACUGGGAUGAAUAUCCCCGCGCCCAUCAUCAGCAACAAAAACUGGCUGCGGCUGCAUUUUGUGACAGAGAGCAACCAUCGCCACAAAGGCUUCAGGGCUCAGUAUCAAGUGAAAAAUUCUGGAGAGCUUAAAUCCAGAGGGGUCAAAUUACUACCAGGGAAGGACACGGCUAAGAAACUGUCUUUAAUGAAUGAAGGAGUCAAGCAGCUGCCCAAUUACUGUCCUGAUCCAGGAGAGCCAGAAAAUGGCAAACAGAUUGGCUCAGACUUCAGCAUCGGAGCAACUGUUCAAUUUAUCUGCGAUGAAGACCAUGUGCUGCAGGGUUCCAAAACGAUUACCUGCCAGCGCAUGGCGGAGGUCUUUGCCGCUUGGACCGACCACAGGCCUGUCUGCAAGGUGAAAACGUGUGGCUCUAAUCUCCUGGGGCCUUCGGGAACAUUCACAUCGCCUAACUUCCCUAUCCAAUACGAGAGUAACUCCCAAUGUGUGUGGAUAAUCACCGCCAGUGAUCCAAACAAGGUUAUUCAGAUCAACUUUGAAGAAUUUGACUUGGAGAUUGGCUAUGAUUCGCUAACCAUUGGUGACGGAGGGGAAGUCGGGGAUUCGAAAACAGUAAUCCAAGUACUAACUGGGAGCUUUGUCCCAGACCUGAUUGUGAGCAUGUCUCAUCAGAUGUGGCUUCAUCUGCAAUCUGAUGAAAGUGUGGGCUCAAUUGGCUUCAAGAUCAACUAUAAAGAAAUUGACAAAGAGAGCUGCGGCGAUCCGGGCACACCGCUCUACGGCUACCAAGAGGGAAGCGGCUUCUUAAAUGGAGACGUUUUGCGAUUCGAGUGUCGCUUUGGAUUUGAGCUCAUUGGGGAGAGGAUGAUCACCUGUCAAAACAACAAUCAGUGGUCUGCAAAUAUUCCCAUUUGCAUAUUUCCCUGUUUUUCCAACUUCACGGCUCCCGCGGGGACCGUGCUGUCCCCCGAUUAUCCGGAAGGCUACGGGAACAACCUGAACUGUGUAUGGUUGAUUAUCUCCGAGCCCGGCUCCAGAAUCCACCUGGCGUUUAACGACUUUGACCUUGAACCGCCCUACGACUUCCUGACCGUCAAAGACGGCGACCAAUCGGGAGCCACUAUUUUGGGACGGUUCUCAGGGGCAGAAGUUCCCUCGCACCUGACGUCCAACAGUAACAUCCUGCAACUGGAGUUUCAAGCUGAUCACUCCAUGUCAGGGCGAGGCUUCAACAUCACAUAUAGCACUUUCGGGCAUAACGAGUGCCCUGACCCCGGCAUACCCCUGAAUGCCAGGCGCUUCGGAGACACUUUUCAACUGGGCAGCUCCGUUUCUGUCGCCUGCGAAGAGGGCUUCAUCAAGACGCAAGGCACCGACACCAUAACGUGCCAUCUGGAGGAAGGCCAGGUGAUGUGGAGCGGCCUCAUUCCCAAAUGCGAAGCUCCCUGCGGAGGUCACUACUCGGGCACGUCUGGGGUCAUCCUCUCUCCGGGAUGGCCCAGCUACUACAAAGACUCACUUAGCUGCGAAUGGGUCAUUGAAGCCGAGGCAGGACAUUCCAUCAAGAUCAUCUUCGACAGGUUCCAAACUGAACUUAGCUAUGACUUUCUGGAGGUGCACGAUGGGCCCAACUUGCUUUCACCUCUGAUUGGAUCAUUCAAUGGAACCCAGGUUCCUCAGUUUCUCUUCAGUAGCGGCAACUUCCUGUAUUUGCUCUUCACUACGGACAACAGUAGAUCCAACAGUGGCUUCAAAAUCUUCUAUGAAGUUGUUACAGUGGACACGUACUCGUGUAUGGAUCCUGGAAUUCCAGUCAGCGGUGUGCGGCUUAGCAAUGACCUGUCCAUUGGCUCCACAAUAUCCUUCCAAUGUGAUCCAGGAUACAGGCUAAGCCUGGAAGAACCACUUGUUUGUGAAAAGAACCACUUCUGGAGCCACCCUCUGCCCACUUGUGAUGCAUCUUGCGGCGGGGAUAUCAAAGGGCCCAGCGGCGUCAUCCUCUCGCCCGGCUACCCUGAGCUCUAUCCAAACUCCCUCAACUGCACGUGGAGCGUGGAGGUCGGCCAUGGAAAAGGUGUCCAAUUCACCUUCCACUCCUUCCACCUGGAGGAUCACCACGACUAUCUUCUAAUAACAGAAAACGGCAGCUUCGCUCAGCCGCUGGCUCGACUCACCGGGUCGGAGAGGCCGGCUCUGGUUAACGCGGGCCUGUACGGCAACUUCAAAGCGCAGCUCCGCUUCAUUUCAGACUUCUCCAUAUCUCUUCAGGGAUUCAACAUUUCCUUCUCAGAGUAUGACCUGGAGCCCUGUCAGGACCCCGGGGCACCUCGCUUCGGCCGCCACGCGGGCUCCGCCUUUGGCAUCGGCGACACCCUUCUGUUUCAUUGCAACGCCGGCUAUCGGCUGCAGGGGGCAAAGGAGAUUGCGUGCCUGGGAGGUGGCCGCCGGAUGUGGAGUGCCCCUCUGCCAAGGUGUGUGGCUGAAUGCGGAUCAACCAUCUGGAAAAAUGAGGGUGUUCUUUUGUCGCCAAACUAUCCGUCGCCAUACGACAACAACCACGAAUGCGUGUACAGUAUUCAUGUUGAAAAAGGCAAAGGCAUCAACGUCACAGCCGUCGCCUUUCAACUUGCACAAGGUGACGUCCUCAAGGUGUACGAUGGUAAAGACGGCGCAGCCGCACUCCUCAGCGCAUACACGGGCACGUCCAUGCAAGGUCUCUCGCUGAGCAGCACUUCCAAUGACAUGUGGUUGGAAUUCUACUCUGACCAGGAAGGAACAGCCGCAGGUUUUCGCCUCAAAUACAAUAGUAUUGAGCUAUCCCAUUGCGACGAACCCGGCGUGCCCCAAUUUGGCUUUAAAGUCAGCGACCGGGGUCACUUUGCUGGAAGCGCCGUCUCCUACGGCUGUGACCAAGGUUACACCCUUCACGGCAGUCAAACGCUCAAGUGCAUGACUGGAGAGAGAAGGGCCUGGGACAGCGCUCUACCAUCAUGUAUAGCGGAGUGCGGUGGCAAUUUUAAGGGCAAAUCUUCAGGGCGCAUCCUUUCACCCGGUUACCCCUUUCCCUACGACAACAACCUGAGGUGCACGUGGACCAUCGAGGUCAUCUCUGGAAAUAUUGUCAGCCUCCAGUUUCUGGCUUUCGACACGGAGGCGUCGCACGAUAUUCUGAAGGUGUGGGACGGGCCUCCGGAAAAUGAAAUGUCUCUAAAGGAAGUGAGCGGCUCGCUGCUGCCCGAGGGAAUUCACUCCACUCUCAACGUGGUCACCGUUCAGUUUGAAACGGAUUUUUACAUCACCAAGUCUGGCUUUGCCAUCGACUUCUCCAGUUCUCUUGCCACCGCCUGCAGAGAUCCGGGCGUUCCCAUGAACGGCAGUCGUGUAGGGGAAGGGCGGGAGCCUGGCGACUGUGUCACCUUCUCUUGUGAUUCGGGAUAUGAAUUGCAGGGGGAGAGCAAAAUCACCUGCAUCCAAGUGGAAAAUAGAUACUACUGGCAACCCAGCCCACCGAGCUGCAUUGCUCCUUGUGGGGGGAACGUGACUGGCUCUUCUGGAUUCCUCCUGUCACCCAACUACCCACACCCCUACCCACACAGUAAAGACUGUGAUUGGCUGAUCGCUGUCCACUCUGACUAUGUCAUCUCCUUGGCUUUUAUCAGCUUCAGUAUCGAGCCCAACUACGAUUUCUUGUACGUCUACGACGGACCAGAGAGCAGCGCUCGUCUGAUUGGCACUUUUCAGGAUAGCAAACUGCCCGAGAAGAUCGAGAGCUCCUCCAACUUCAUGUUCCUGGCAUUUCGUAGCGACGGCUCUGUGAGCUACACUGGCUUUCAUUUGGAGUACAAAGCCAAACUGCGGGAGGCCUGUUUUGAUCCGGGCAAUGUGAUGAACGGCACCAAAAUGGGCACCGAUUACAAGCUGGGAUCCAUGGUUACGUUUCAUUGCGAGCCCGGAUACCUCUUGGAAGGCUACUCCACUUUGACCUGCGUCAUGGGCGACAGCAAGAGACCGGAAUGGGAUCGAAGCAAGCCGACUUGUCAAGCUCCCUGCGGCGGCCACUUCACCGGUUCAGAGGGCACGGUGCUGUCCCCGAAUUAUCCGCAUAAUUACACCAGAGGACAGAGCUGCGUCUAUGACAUCUUUGUCCCAGGCGACUUUGUAUUGUUUGGGCAGUUUGUGGUGUUUCAUACACUAGCCAGUGAUGUUGUUGAGAUCUAUGACGGAUCCUCGACGGAUUCAUCGCUUCUCUCAUCGAUUUAUGGUUCCCAUUCAGGGGAGACGCUCCCUUUGAGCUCGGGGAACAAGGUAACCCUGAAGUUUAGCUCCAACGGAAUUGACACGGCAAAAGGCUUUCAUUUUGUUUACCAAGCCGUCCCCAGAACAAGUUCCUCUCAGUGUAGCUCAGUUCCCGAGCCCCGUUUCGGGAAGCGCGUCGGCAACGAUUUCGGCACCAGUAUGGUGGUGCUGUUUGAAUGCAAUCCGGGCUACACGCUGCACGGCGCCACUGCCAUCAAGUGUGAGGCCGUGCCCAACGCGCUGGCCCAGUGGAAUGGCACGGUCCCCGCGUGUGUCGUUCCCUGCGGAGGGGUUCUGACGGGCCGCAGAGGCACUAUUCUCUCUCCUGGAUACCCAGAGCCAUAUGCCAACUAUCUGAACUGUGCUUGGAGAAUAACGGUUCCAGAGGGAGCCGGCAUCCAAAUUCAAGUGGUGACCUUUGCAACAGAGCACAAUUGGGAUUCUCUGGAUUUUUUCGACGGUAUCGAUGCCAAUGCUCCGAGGCUUGGUAGCUACUCAGGCACGACCAUUCCUCAACUACUGAACAGCACAUCAAACAAUCUCUACCUGACCUUUCAGUCUGACAUCAGUGUCUCGGCCGCUGGCUUCCAUUUGGAGUACGCAGCAAUAGGUUUGGAUUCGUGCCCCGAACCGCAGCUCCCCACGAACGGCCACAAAGUGGGAGAUCGCUACAAUGUAGGCGACAUGGUUUCCUUCCAGUGUGAUGAAGGCUUCUCGCUACAGGGUCAUGCAUAUAUCACAUGCAUGCCUGGUCCUGUCAGAAGGUGGAAUUACCCUGUACCAUUGUGUUUAGCUCAGUGCGGCGGCUCUAUGUCCGAUUUCAGCGGCGUCAUACUCAGCCCAGGCUUUCCGGGGAAUUACCAGAGCAGCCUGGACUGCAGCUGGAGAGUUCGGCUUCCUAUUGGCUUUGGCAUCCAUCUGCAGUUUUUGAACUUCUCCACAGAGCCAGUUCAUGACUAUGUUGAAGUGCGCAGCGGGAGCUUGGAGAGCGGAAGCGUAAUUGAUAGGUUCAGCGGCUCACUGGUACCUAACUCUCUGUUCAGCACCACCCACGAGACGACGCUCUUCUUCCACAGUGAUUACUCGCAAAACAAGCCUGGCUUCCACAUUGUCUAUCAAGCGUACGAGCUCCAAAGAUGCCCGGAUCCACGGCCGUUCCGUAACGGCGUGGUGAUGGGCCAAGACUACAGCGUGGGGACGACUAUUACUUUUGAGUGCCUCCCGGGUUUUACGUUGCUCGGGGAGCCAUCGCUCACCUGCCUGCACGGAGUCAGCAGAAAGUGGAAUCACCCCGUACCUCGCUGUGAAGCUCUCUGCGGUGGAAAUGUAACCUCAAUGAAUGGCACAAUAUACUCUCCCGGACACCCAUCGGAAUACCCGCACUUCCAGGAUUGCAUGUGGAAUGUCAGAGUAGCUCCCGGUUAUGGCAUCUCCAUCCAUUUUUCUAUUCUCAACACUGAGCCAAUCUAUGACUACAUCACUGUGUGGGACGGACCCGACCAGACCUCACCUCAGAUCGGUCAAUUCAGCGGCAGCUCGGUACAGGAAGGCGUAUCCACCACUGCCAAUCAGAUUCUCAUCAAGUUCCACAGUGACUUCAGUACCAGCGGCUUUUUUGUGCUCAAUUACUACGCGUACCAACUGAGAACAUGUCAGCCGCCCCCUCCUGUUGCCAACGCUACUCUUCUGACUGAGGACAACCACUUUGAAAUAGGGGACAUCAUUCGGUACUCGUGCCUGCCGGGCUUCACGUUGGUAGGCAGUGAGAUUCUAACCUGUCGGCUUGGAGAGCGACUCCAGAUGGAUAGACCCCCGCCAGUGUGUCAAGUCCAAUGCCCUGCUCACGAAGUCCGGUUCGACUCGUCGGGAGUAAUCCUGAGCCCGGGCUACCCGGAAAACUACCCCAACCUCCAGAUGUGCUCCUGGCUGAUCAGUGUGGAGAAGGGCUACAACAUUUCGCUGCACUUCCAACUCUUCCAGACAGAAAAGGAGUUUGAUAUUUUGGAAAUAUUUGAUGGUCCAAACAUCUACAGCCAGAGCCUGGCGUCACUCAGCGGUGACAUGGAGACGCCGUUCCGUCUGACCACCAGCGGCCAUCAGCUCCUGCUGCGCUGGUCGUCCGACCACGGCACCAACCGACGCGGUUUCCACAUCCGAUAUGUGGGUGAGUAUCAAACCAUGUACUGCAGUACCCCUGACUCUCCGCAACAUGGGUUUGUGGUCAGUCAAAGUGGGGGUCAUGUUAACAGCGCAGUGCGCUGGGCCUGCGACAGGGGCUACAAGCUGAUAGGAAAGGGCACAGCCGUAUGCAAGAAAAGCGCCUACGGCUUCUACACGUGGGAUGUGCCAGUUCCCGCCUGCCAAGCCGUGUCAUGCGGCGUACCCACCGCGCCAGCCAACGGAGGAGUUCUUGCUGCCGAUUAUUCCGUCGGGACACGGGUGACCUAUUUUUGCGACAGCGGUUACCGGCUGUCCUCAAAAGAGUUAACGACCACAGUGUGCCAAGCAGAUGGUAGCUGGAGCAACCACAACAAAAUACCCAGAUGCAUCCUUACAAUGUGCCCUAGUCUCAGUUCCUUUUCGCUGGACCAUGGCAAAUGGAGUGUGGUCAAUGGCUCUUCCUAUGAAUAUGGCACCAAAAUAAUCUUCACCUGCAACCCGGGGUACUUCCGGAUGGGUCCCGCUCACAUCCAGUGCCUGGCCAACGGGGUUUGGAGUUGGAGAAACGAAAGGCCCAGAUGCAGAAUCGUUUCAUGCGGCGACCUGCCCGUUCCCCCGAAUGGGAAGAAAAUUGGGACCCAGAUUACGUUUGGAGCCUCAGCCAUUUUCAGCUGCAACCUUGGCUAUGUUUUAACCGGAUCCACUGUUAGAGAGUGUCUCCUGUCUGGACUUUGGAGCGGAACAGAGACUCGCUGCCUCGCCGGUCAUUGCGGCAUUCCCGAGGAGAUCGUGAACGGGCAGGUGAUCGGCGAGAACUUUGGCUACAGAGACACAGUGGUUUACCAGUGCAACGGCGGAUUCCGGCUCAUCGGCUCCUCCGUCCGGAUAUGCCAGCAAGACCACGACUGGUCUGGACAACUUCCAGUGUGUAUCUCCGUCACGUGCGGCCACCCCGGCAGCCCCAUCUACGGACGCACCGUGGGCGAUGGCUUUAACUACAACGACGUGGUGCGCUUCUCCUGUGACAAAGGUUAUACACGGGAAGGGCCUUCUUCAGCCCAGUGCCAGGCCAACCGCCAGUGGAGCCAGCAGCCCGCAACAUGUCAAGCGGUGAACUGCACAGACCCCGGCAUCCCUGCCAAUUCAAUUCGUGAGAGCAAGAUUGAGCACGGAAACUUCACCUUUGGCAGCGUGGUGUUCUACGAUUGCAACCCCGGAUAUUAUCUCUUUGGCUCCUCCGUGCUCACCUGCCUACCAGUCGGCCACUGGGACAAACCUCUGCCCGAAUGCAUCGAGGUGGACUGCGGACACCCGGGUAUACCUCCACACGGAGUGAUGAUUGGAAAAAAGUUCACCUUUGGCUCUACCGUGCAAUAUUCCUGCUACGGAGAGCGCCAGCUCAUAGGAGACUCGUCACUCACUUGUCAGCUCAGUGGCCAUUGGAGUGGCCCGCUGCCCCACUGCUCAGGCAACACGGUGGGAACCUGCGGGGAUCCCGGCACGCCUGCUCACGCCAGCAGGGAGGCAGGCAACUUCAAAGUGCGAAGCAAGGUGCGAUUCACCUGCGCCGUGGGACACACGUUGUACGGCUCAGCCGAGAGAAUCUGCUUCCCCAAUGGGACGUGGUCAGGCAGACAACCGUUCUGCAAACCCGUGCAGUGCGCGAACCCGGGAACGCCUGCUCAUGGCCGCGUUUCCCGCGUGGAUGGUACAACCUUCUCCCACUCCAUUGCUUAUUCUUGUAUGGAAGGCUAUUUCCUCUCAGGCCAGCCGUCACGCCAAUGUCUUGCUAAUGGCACCUGGUCCGGUAUAGCGCCCAACUGCACAAUGAUCACGUGCGGCGAGCCAGGAGUCCCAGCGAACGGGCUUAGAUUUGGCGAUGACACCGCCGUGGGCCACAACGUCCUUUUUAUGUGCCAGCCGGGUUUUGUGAUGAUCGGAGGGCACCACAAUGUCACCAGGACUUGUACCCAUAAUGGCACGUGGGCCGGUCCCAUUCCGACAUGCAAGGUGGUGACCUGUGCGAGACCACCCUCCAUCCCUCACAGUGUUUUGGAGGGCUCCGUGUGGGAAUGGGGAACCAGCGUGAGUUACAGCUGUGUGUCAGGCUACGAGCUGUCCUUCCCCGCCGUUGUCACCUGCGCGGGCAAUGGGACGUGGAGCGGAGACCUUCCUCAGUGCUUGCCCAAGUUCUGCGGAGAUCCCGGCACGCCCGCCAAAGGCCGGCGAGAAGGGCCCAGCUUCAUCUUUAAGUCCGAGGUGACAUUUAACUGCGUUGCUCCCUACGUGCUGGUGGGAUCAACGAGACGCAUGUGCCGGGAGGAUGGCACCUGGAGUGGCUCUCAGCCUCGCUGCAUUGAACCCACAAGAACCACAUGUGAAAAUCCAGGAGUACCUGAACAUGGCUUCAUGAAUUACACAACGGGUUUUAAGGUGGGCAGCAGAGUGGACUUUCAGUGCCAACAGGGACACAUCCUGCAGGGCUCCAUCACCCGCCUCUGUUUACCAGAUCUCACGUGGACCGGCGCCCAGCCUACCUGUAUCCCUCAUUCAUGCAAGCAGCCGCGGAAUCCGGCCAACUCGGACGUGGCGGGCCUGGAGCUGGCCUCCCACGGCUACACCCUGGUAUACACCUGUCAGCCCGGAUACUUCCUCUCCGGGGGUUCGGAGCACCGCUUCUGCCGCUCUGAUGGCAGCUGGACUGGCAAGGUGCCCGUGUGCAGAGCUGGGUCCAAAUCACAGGAAAAAACUGUCCAACAAAUACCUGGCACACCAAGCCCUAAAAUAAAUGUUCCUGAGGACGUGUUUGCUCCCAAUUUCGUGUGGAAAGGCUCCUACCAUUACAAGGAACACAAGCAGCCGAUGACCAUGACAGUCACGAGCUUUAAUACAACAACAGGAAAAGUCAACGUCACUUUAAACGACAGUUGCGUGGAGUUUCUUCUCUCUGGGAUGUACAAGCACCAGGAGGCGCGACUGACGCUUGCGCUGUACCGCAUGAGAGCGCUGGCCCACAGCUCCUUGAGUCGGAUCACGGCGGCGACCUGGUCCAUGGAAGGAUUUGUUUCAGCUGAGCCCGAGGGCAGCGGCUUUGUGUACCAAGGCUUCAUACAGGGUAAAGACUAUGGACAGUUUGGCCUUCAGAGACUCGGUUUGAAUGUGAGAGAGAAUUUUACGUUCAGCAGCCCCGAAGUCAACACAUCCACCAAGAGCAGUUCUGUUGCCGUCGCCAUCCUCGUGCCUUUCUUUGCUCUCAUCUUAGCUGGACUGGCCUUUUACGUCUACAAGCAAAGGAAAACGGACAAAGCGCAGUACACGGGAUGCUCCGUGCACGAGAACAACAACGGACAGGCCACGUUUGAGAAUCCCAUGUACAACAGCGGCGCAAAAGGCGGCGCCGCCGCCGCCGCCGCCGCCGAGGGGAAAGUGGUCCGCUUCGACCCCAGCCUCAACACCAUCUGCACCAUGGUUUGAUCCGCUCGCCAGCUCGCCCCCCAGGAAGGACUUAAUAGUAUCUUGCUUUUAUUUUUCUGGUUGAGCUGCUCAGACAUACAAAGCACAUCCACUUUCACCAAUCCUGAGCUCGCUCGCUCGCUCGCUCGCUCGCUCGCUCGCUCCCUUGCCAUUUGCAGUGGCAGGCAGGUAAGAGACGCAAAUGCCUCCUGGCCUUCUUAUACUGUUGGUGACAAAGAGGGGCUAGCUAGCUAGCUACACUCUGUGAGUGUUGAGACAAGAGCUUCUGGUCUCAUGGUUUUGCGUCAUUUAGUCACUGCGGUGCCAGCUGUUCAAUUCUGUUUUCAUGUCCACAUUUGCUGCCCCACUCAGCACCUUUACCAAGCGUCCAUGAGUCCAAGGCUUUGAUCUCGUUCAUUGAUCAGCUGCCGCCAACAAUUGUCCUACCAACACGAACAAAGAUGUGGAGCGCCAUGGGUACGUUUUCCAUCCGUUUUCGUUGCCCCUUUCUACGCCAUCGCAGUGCCUUUAAUACUGUAUACAUCCACGCGUACGUUUUCAUUUGACGCAUUCGUCGACAAACUCUGUGCUGUGUAGUCAAAUGCUGAGCUUCUGCUCUGCGCGACAUUCGUGUUUCAACCGCAUGUUUGUUUGUUCAGAGGUGAUCAGUACUUUGUACCUCCGUCAUUGCUGUUAUUUUUUGUACAUUGAUACAGUUUUGAUACUCGAUGGAAUUCUUUGGUCUUGUAUUAUCAAUAUGUAAUCUAUUUUGCAAAGCGCAUAUUUCUUAUGGUUGAGGACUUGCAUCUGACGAAAGCAGAGGACAAAUAGGUUCAGAUCUUCAAACAUGACCGAGGACAAAUAGGUUCAGAUCUUCAAACAUGACCGUACUCGAGUGACGUGUUUGAGAGUACAGGAAUCCUGUUGUGUGUACAUAUACAGAUGUUUUGUAAAGAUCUCUAUUUUUUAUUCAAGACAAAGCAUUUGUAACUUAUUGAAAAUGGGUCAAAUUCACAUGUAAAUGUCAUGCAAUAUUACAAAGUGUUUUGUAUAUUUUCUCCUCCCGCAGCAAUGCAUAAAGCCCUAAUUUAUAUAUAAAAU
Messenger RNA from Syngnathus typhle (broad-nosed pipefish), 11928 nucleotides. Its product is annotated as CUB and sushi domain-containing protein 3-like. Gene Ontology annotation, biological process: regulation of dendrite development. NCBI's taxonomy places the organism in Eukaryota, Metazoa, Chordata, Actinopteri, Syngnathiformes, Syngnathidae. The record is from RefSeq and is a predicted model, not a curated record. Bases 31 to 10848 code for a protein of 3605 amino acids. The transcript has 70 exons.